AUGCUCCGCAAUAAGACACAUAAGGAAUUGAUUCAUUUGUCACGUCAAUUGGUACAGCCGCUUUUACCAAAUUUUCAUAAAGGUCAAGCUGGUAAAGUAUGUGUUAUUGGUGGCAGUGAAGAUUAUACUGGAGCACCGUUUUUCUCUGCUCAUUCGGCGGCAUUAGUUGGCGCAGACUUAUCACACGUUAUCUGUGAGAAACAGGCAGCUUUAGUGAUAAAAUCCUACACCCCCGAUCUUAUGGUUCAUCCCUAUUUGCUAGACUUGGAAAAUCCCUUGGUGAAAAUUGGAGACGAUGAAUUAAAGAAUAUAAGAAAACUAUCAAUUGAAGAUAUUCUAAAUUCAACAAAUGAUGGUGUAUUGAACAGGAUCAUCGACGAUUUGGUUUUGCCAAAAGUUCAAACCUUACUCGAUAAAACUGAUAUUAUAGUUGUUGGUCCCGGUUUCGGAAGAGACCCAUUAAUGUUGAAAACUUUAGUACGCAUUGUUGAAGAGGUCAAAGUGUUGAAUAAGCCAAUCAUAUUUGAUGCUGAUUCGCUCUACCUCCUUUCUAUACAACCUCAGUUGAUCACCAAUUACUCAAAGGCAAUAUUAACCCCAAAUGUUGUUGAGUUUCAAAGAAUAGCUAAAAAGUUUGACAUUUCAAUAGACUUGAAAAACCGAUAUUCUCAAGAUAGUCUAAUUGAGCAAACUCAACAAGUUUCACAGAGAUUGGGGAAUGUGUUAAUUUUUAGAAAGGGAGAAAGUGAUAUAAUUGCAAAUACAAAACUGGUGGUUGUUAACAGCUUUCCAGGUUCGCCGAAGCGGGUGGGAGGUCAGGGCGAUACACUAACCGGUGCUAUUGCAACCUUGGUCAAUUGGUCAAAUAAUUACCUAGAUGCCAUGUGGGAUAAUAAAGUUGAAAUCGAAAUUGAUGAUGCUCAUAUUUUGGCAUGUUAUGCGGCUAGUUCAUUAGUUCGAGUCGCUAGUGGCAAAGCAUUUAAAAAGCAUGGCAGAGCAAUGCAAACGUCAAAUGUUCAUGAGUAUAUUCAUGAUGCAUAUUUAGAGUUGUUCGAUGAUAGUACAUCUAGGUUAUAA
Lodderomyces oxycetoniae is the source of this 1077-nucleotide messenger RNA. RefSeq names its product NADHX dehydratase. Gene Ontology annotation, molecular function: ATP-dependent NAD(P)H-hydrate dehydratase activity. The record is from RefSeq and is a predicted model, not a curated record. Gene Ontology annotation, biological process: metabolite repair. The coding region runs from base 1 to 1077 and encodes 358 amino acids. NCBI's taxonomy places the organism in Eukaryota, Fungi, Ascomycota, Pichiomycetes, Serinales, Debaryomycetaceae. The transcript has a single exon.